AUGUUGGUGGUCAGCACAAUUUCUUCUGUAUGGAACGAAGACCAUAAUCAAUUCAUAUGCAAGAUUGAAUAUAGGAAACCAAUAUUCAUUGAUAACGAUUACAAAUUUGAACUAGUUCAGCUGCUUAACGAUGACGAUGUAGAGAUGAUGUUCGAUUACGUAUGUACAAUAGGAUCUGAAAGUAUAAUUUUUUAUGUCGAUGUGGUUAGAGAUAUUCAGAGAAAUCAGAAAGACGAUUGUGCCGGUCCCUCUUAUACUGAUGAUUUAGGGAAUUCACAAUUUCCAAGUCGUCAAAAUAGUGAAGAGCAAGAUGAAAUUAUAGUAUGUCCAAGUAAUCCGUUUUGUAUUGAAGACUUUAACCUUAAUAGUGUUCAUAAUAUUGUCAAUGAAGUUGUGGAUGAAGUUGAUGAAUAUGUCGAUUCAGAGAGAUUAUCUGAUUCUGACAUUAACGAGUAUGAAAGUGGUUGGAUUGAGGACGACGAAUUAUUAUCAGGUGAUGAUAAUGUUGUUGCUCAGUAUAGUAAUCCUAUUUUGCCACUUGUGCAUCCACCUCCAUUUUCAGAAAUAGAUUUUGAAUUAAUGCGUGUAGACCCGUAUGCAAAGCCACCGUCUGAUAUGUUUUGGAAUCCAAAUAAGGAGUUUUCUGUUGGGAUGAUUUUUUCGAGCAGAGAUGCUGUCAUGGAAGCAGCGAAGGAGUACCAUUUGCGUAGACAUCAUCACUUUUGUUCUGAUGAGACUAAGAGAAAAACAUAUAGUAUUAAAUGCAAAUAUAAAAAACAUAAUUGUAAAUGGCAUCUGCGUGCAUCAAUGAAGGAGGGAUCUGAGAUAUGGAGAAUUGUAUCUUAUGAUGGGCCGCAUACAUGUUCCAAUCCAACGGUUGACAAAGAUCAUCCUCAAUUGGAUACUAAAUUUGUCUGUCAAUUUAUUAUGCCUAUGAUAGAAAAACAACCACACAUUAAAAUAAAAACCCUUCAAGUAGAAGUUAGAGAUAAAAUUGGAUAUGAACCAUCAUAUUCAAAGACAUGGAAGGCAAAACAAUUUGCAAUUAGAAAAAUUUUUGGUGGAUGGGAUGAAUAG
Messenger RNA from Manihot esculenta (cassava), 1077 nucleotides. RefSeq lists its product as uncharacterized. The transcript has 2 exons. The record is from RefSeq and is a predicted model, not a curated record. Lineage: Eukaryota; Viridiplantae; Streptophyta; Magnoliopsida; Malpighiales; Euphorbiaceae. Bases 1 to 1077 code for a protein of 358 amino acids.